ACGAGAUCUGUCACACACACACCGAAAUAUUUGUAUCCAAAUUACAUUUUUUGUAUAACCAUUAGUUUAAGGGAUUCUAAGAAAUUCUCUUUGAGUUCAAUAAGGAGAUCUAACCAUGCAUCGCUGGUUUUUUGCCACCGAGCGGGAGGAGUGUGAACCCAAGCCGCAGGAGGAUGAACUAGCAACCACUCGGGAAGCCGAAGAGCCGACCACUGCAGCUCCAGUUCCCACAACCGAUUGGCCUUUUUGCGUGAAGUUCCACCGUCCUCUCUGCGGAAAUGAGUACGUGGCCAUCAGUGGCAAUAGUGACUCCCUGGGGAACUGGGAUCCCAAGAAGGUGUACGUCCUGGCGAAGAAGGAGUGCAAGGACUGCAUCUGCAAGUGCUACCAGUUCGAGGCCUCCCUGGAAAUACCCCGUAAUAUCGACAUCCAGUACCGCUACUGCGUGGUGGUCUACGAUCCCAAGUCGGAUGAGACAUAUAUCCGCUUCUGGGAGUCGCAACUGAAACCCCGGCUUAUCCGUACUUGCCAAAACAUGCUGAAGCGAUGCGACACCUUUGGAACACCUCACGACGACGAUGAUGAGAAUAAGGUGGACCGCGGAUGGAUCACCACGGAGACCAUUGUCCACCUGAAGAUCUUCAACGCUCCUUUCAUCUGGCAGCAUCAGAAACAAAGGCUUCUGUAUGUUCGUGUGCAACCCAUGUAUGAGGUGCCCGAAGAUCCUUGCUUAGGGAAGGCUCAGCCCGUCAGACCGGGUACCUCGACCACGAGGAUGUCAAGCCUCUUGAACUCCCGCAAAAGUAAUGUAGAGGACUUGCACCUUUGCUUGGCCCAAGUCGAGGUGGUCAACCUGUGCUCCAAGAAACCGCUGGUCUUUCAGCCCCUAUUUGGAGUCCGCUGUGGUCCUGAGGACAUGGAACUCUUCCACUGCUCCAUCGCCUUUCCCGCAGAAACCCUUUACCGGUUGGAUCUGUACACCUAUGCCCACAAAGCGGCUUCGGAUGAGCCGCCUUAUCACUAUGGAUAUGGCUUCCUGAUGCCCGAACAGAUGCUGGACACCGAGGGCUCUGCCCGGGUGAAGAUCACCUGCGCCUCCACCCACCGUCCGCUCAUGGAGAUGUGUGUGCGGUACCUCGUGAUUCGACCUUUGGACAACUUCCAUUGUGAUCUGAGUCACAGCUACGAGCGGCACUGGCGAAAGAAUCGUCUUUGCAUGAAUAUAGGCCACAAGGGAUCGGGAAAUACCUACCGGUUGGGCAAUGAUUUAGUCCGGGAGAAUACCUUGUAUGGUUUUAAGCAAGCUGCUUUGGCCAACGCUGACAUGGUGGAGAUGGAUGUUCAUCUCACGCAGGAUGCCCAGGUGGUGGUCUACCAUGACUUCGUUCUUCGUUUCCUGCUGCAACGAAUGCCUAGCUACGAGGAUAUCCUAGAAAAUCAGGACCUCAUUAUCUUUGCUUAUGAAAAACUAAACAAACUUAUGCUCUUGGCCAUGGGAGGGUCAAAGCGAAAAGACCUCAUUGCCGUGCCCCUGGAGGCUUUCACCUAUGAGCAGCUGAAGGAGGUGAGAGUCCUUCGAUUUGUUGGCAGCAAAGGUUGCGAGGUGUCCUGUGAUAGGAUGCUGCAGGAGCAGCGUCCAUUUCCCCUGCUCCUUGAUCUUUUAGAACCGGAAAAUCUUCCCAUUAGUAUGGGCUUCCUCAUCGAAAUCAAAUGGCCACAGUUGACCAACUCACGUCGGUGGGAGAGUGGCAGUUUUAAGCCCACUUUCGAUCGGAACUUCUAUGUGGACACCAUCCUGGAGCUAGUCCUGAAAAAUGCCGGAAAACGGCGCAUUGUCUUUUGCAGCUUCGAUGCGGAUAUUUGUGCCAUGGUGCGGUAUAAACAGAAUAUCUAUCCGGUAACGCUGCUCGUGGAGGAACCAGAAUCCCCAGUUCAGUACGCAGAUCAGAGGGUCAGUGUGCUGGAAAGGGCCGUGGAGUUUUGCUACUCCCUGGAGUUCUUGGGCCUGACCCUGCACGCCAAUUCCCUCCUCAACAAACCCGCCACGAUGGCCUUCCUCCAUCAGUUCAACCUGGAGGCCUUUACCUAUGGAAGUCCCACCAUCAGCCUGGAGAUUCGCAAUAGACUCAGGAGACAUGGAGUGCUUGGUAUCAUCUAUGAUCGACUGGAUCAGUUGGACCAGGUGGGAGAGGAGCUGGAGGGUGACACCAUCUGCACCAUUGAUUCGGUGACCACCAGGCGGAUGAUCCGGGAAACGGAGGUGGAGGAGUGGCGCCAGAAGUGUGGUUACAAGCCAGUAACCGCCGCGGUAGAACGAAAUAUUUACAUCGAUUGACAAUGGUUUUACCCUGCUGACGAAUAAAGUAUCUAAAGUUA
This is a messenger RNA of Drosophila subpulchrella, 2376 nucleotides long. Its product is annotated as glycerophosphocholine phosphodiesterase GPCPD1. Lineage: Eukaryota; Metazoa; Arthropoda; Insecta; Diptera; Drosophilidae. Gene Ontology annotation, molecular function: starch binding; glycerophosphocholine phosphodiesterase activity. Gene Ontology annotation, biological process: glycerophospholipid catabolic process. The record is from RefSeq and is a predicted model, not a curated record. The transcript has a single exon. The coding region runs from base 116 to 2335 and encodes 739 amino acids.